UACCUGCGGUGGGCGGAGCCUCGUCCCUGUGUGACGGAGCGAACUGUCCGACCUUUGAAUCCUCCGCAGACGGAGCGCAGCCAGCGGCGCGAUGGCCACAGACUUCACCCAGGACGCGGUGCUGCACUUCCUCCAGAGCAGCGGCGGCUCGGCGAAGAACUCCGAGCUGCUGCUGCACUUCGCCGACUUCAUCCGGAACCACGCGGACCGCGAGCGGAACCGGGAGCUCUUCAAGCGGUUCGUCAACUCCGUGGCGACGGUGCGACAGGAGGGCGGCGUCUCUUACGUCACCCUCCGGAGGAAGUUCAAGGGACACGUCCCGGGCGAAGGUGCAGGAAGUGGGGCCCCCCGGACGAGGAGCACCGAGCCCCCGCCGGGGAGCAGCAACCUGAGCGCGGCCGCGGUGAGUGCAGAGAAGCCCGGGCUGAAGGCACCGCCGACAUCCGCCCCGGCGGGAGACACCGUCAACAAAACGAUCUUACCUGCAGCUGGAAUCGUUUUCAACAACAACAACAACAUCGAGACCAAUUUUAACCUGAAGAGGAAACAACAACAACAACAACAGCAGCAGCAGGUAAACACCACACCUGAACUCUCAGGUAGACCUGCAGCAGCUCAGAUCUCUGAGAACCUGAAGACCCUCAAUGGUCCGUCUGAGCCUCCUGUCCGACACCAAGAGACCACCAAGGUGCCUCAGCAGAGGCUGCUGUUUGGUCCAUCCCCUGGAAUCACACCUGUAGUCAGACAUCAUGGAGAAACCAUCCAGCAGGCGGCGGUCCCUCUUCCAAACGUCGUUCCUCGUUCUGAAAUCUUACCGCCAAUCAGACCUCAUGGAGAAACCAUCCGACAGGAGGCGGUCGCUCAAACCCUCUGGGCCAAGGAGACCCUUCUGCAGCCUGAGGGUGGCCUUCAUCAAGGGCCACCUCUUCACACCGUCAGCCCUCAUUCUGAAACCAUACCUGCAGUCAGACAUCAUGGAGAAACCAUCCGGCAGGAGGCGGUCGCUCAAACCCUCUGGGCCAAGGAGACCCUUCUGCAGCCUGAGGGUGGCCUUCAUCAAGGGCCACCUCUUCACACCGUCAGCCCUCAUUCUGAAACCAUACCUGCAGUCAGACAUUAUGGAGAAACCAUCCGGCAGGAGGCGGUCGCUCAAACCCUCUGGGCCAAGGAGACCUUUCUGCAGCCCGAAGGAGGCCUUCCUCUACAAACCAUCAGUCCUCGUUCUGGGGUCACUCCACGCCUACUCAGAAACAGGAAGAGCUACAAAUCUGCUGUUUCUCAGGAUGAUGAUGAUGAGGAAGAAGAGGAGAAGGUGGAGGAGGUCACAAUGAGGCGAGGUUCAGCAGGGGGAGUGUGGCCCCUCAUGGCUCCUCUACAAGGCGCGGGGAUGGUCCUCUCCGCCUCCUCGCCUUGCAUCAUAGAGUCACAAGCUCCUCGCUCUGUCGUCUCCUCUUCCUCGCCAACUUCUUCCCCGGAAAGGAAUCUCCCGAAGAUUUACAUCCAGGAUGUGGAAGGGGGAACCAGGCCUGUGCCCGUCCGUCAGAGGGCGGGCACAGGCCUGGAGCAAGCAUACGUAUCUGAAGAGUCGACGUCCACCAGACACAGCCGGCCGUUGGAGGCGGGGCGCUCCACGCCGUCUCCGGACCGGCCUCAAGAAGCUUCGCCUCAACGCGGUAUCCAGCAGGACCGCCGGUACCCGCAGGCCUCAGGCGUUCAGCUGGAAGCCAGGCCUCAUCAAGACCAAGGGGCGCGGCUGUCCUCGAGCCCCAGCAGCGUCUUCUCGCCCUCCUCUGACGCUGGCUUCUCCAGCAGUGACUGUCCUCCGUCUGGCUCCUCCAGAGGAUCGGGGUGGUACGGCAGCUACGAGGAUCUACGGGCCCCAGCAGGUGCGACCGGGGGUGCGGCUAGAAUCGAGGACGUUCUCCAGCGGGCCCAAGGCACCAAGUUCGGGUUUGUGACGCAUCUCGGCGACAGUGAAACCAAAGUGGACGACCACGAUCUCAUAGCUCAUUCGUCAACGCCCCGUCGCUCCACGGAACAUCUCCGCGACAACCAGGACUCUAAACUCCGCGUGUUGCCGUGGCACCUCUCCACAGGGGAUCUGUGCGACAACCACGAGGACGCCAAGUCGAGUGAGGGCUCCAGCUUCUCGUCGCCGGUCCAGCAGCGCCCGGCGGCGGCCAGGCGGCUCAGCAUCCAGGCGAGGAGCCGGAUGUGCCGCAGCCUGGGGGCGGACCUGGACCAGAUCCUCCAGGAGGAGGCGCGAGGGGGAGGCGGGGGUGGAAGCGAGGCGGCCCGACUGAACCGCCUCAACCUGAUCUCCUCCUCUCUCAGCCUGAGUUACAACCUUUCCACCUCCUCUCUGUCGUCCUGUUCCACGCCGCCUCGCUGCCAAAGCCUCGCCGACCUGGUCGAGAGGGAGGAGCGGAAAGGAGACAGGAGGAGCCUGGACACCGCCUCCUCCGCCGCUCAGCAUGAAGGCCACAGUAGACAGUCGUUGGUUCCUCUGGAGCCCAGCGAGCACAUCUGGCUGGUGAAGGGGGCCGCGGGGGCCUGGCCCGACAUCUACUCCCUGUUCCGAGAGGAGCCGUCCCUGCUCAACAAGCGAGACUUCAUCUCCGGCUUCACCGUGCUGCACUGGAUCGCUAAACACGGCGACCACCGAGUCCUCAACACCUUAUGGUACGGCGUUGAAAAGGCCGGUCUGAUGUUCGACAUAAACGCCAGGGCGACGUGCGGCCACACGCCCCUCCACAUCGCCGCCAUCCACGGCAACAAGAACAUAAUGCGGCUGCUGGUCAACAAGUUCAACGCGGACGUGCGGCUCAGAGACACGGCGGGAAAGAAGCCCUGGCAGUACCUGAGCUGCGCCGCGCCGCUGGACGUCUUCCAGCUGCUGGGAGCGCCGGCGCGAGCUGCCCUGGAACGGGACGAGGGAGGUAGGAGGGUCGACGCCGACUGGGAGCAGCAGCAGCAGCAGCACCGCAGCCGGCGGCGCCGCCAUCACUUCUCCUCGGCUGCGUCGGGGGAGAGGCCGCUGACCGUCGCGGGCACCAUCAGGGUGAAGAGGUCGUCGUCGAUCGCCGCGUUACUCAAACACAAAUCACUGCGUCGGUUUCAUGCACAUAAGCCUGAGAUCUCCUUUUGAAAGAAACCCCCAAAAACUUGGUUUGAUUUCUGAAACCACAGCACAUUCUGAUUCUUAACACUGACACGUCCAGUAGCCCAAGUCCAAAAUAAUGGCAGCUACGACCAAACUAACAAAUGUGGCUAAAGGUGUAGCCAGUGUUACGGUUAAUUACGGAAUUGUGCUAACGAAUCAAAUAAAGUAUCAGGUUGAAAAUUGUGUGUAGUCUUGCGCUUCCAACUUCGCCCAGUCAGAUCAGUGUUUACAAGUACGUUUGCAAUAUUUGGGACCAAAGUGAAUUUCGCCGUCGUGAAGAGAUUAACUGGAAAACAUCUUGAUGCUGAAGAGAACCGGAAAGUCCAAACUGGCUUUCAGUGUCACUGGAUAUUCACUGGAUCCGAGUCGCAGCGCGAAGCGGGAGGGGAUUUGUGAGCACUUGGCGUCUCUGUCGCGAGGUCGACGCUUUAUAAAGCUCCAGUUUCACUCUGACGCAGAGACAUUGUUCAACUAUUGGGGCACAAAUUCUAUGUUCGGUGAUGUUGUUUCCAAAUCAGCCACUGGUUUUUCCAGUUUCUUCCUUCCUCAGUUUUAUUCCAUAUCUGUGAAUAUUAACUAAUCGUGAAGAGAAAUGUACAUAUGCAGGUUGUGGACUAAAUAUCACAAACACCUAAAUACACUAAAAUAAAGUCACUAUGCAGCA
Molecule: messenger RNA, 3827 nt
Organism: Scophthalmus maximus (turbot)
Lineage: Eukaryota; Metazoa; Chordata; Actinopteri; Pleuronectiformes; Scophthalmidae
Exons: 5
Coding region: 92-3148 (1018 amino acids)
Molecular function (GO): protein binding
Source: RefSeq, a predicted model, not a curated record